Molecule: messenger RNA, 5533 nt
Organism: Archocentrus centrarchus (flier cichlid)
Lineage: Eukaryota; Metazoa; Chordata; Actinopteri; Cichliformes; Cichlidae
Gene: cadm3
Product: cell adhesion molecule 3
Exons: 9
Coding region: 1-1335 (444 amino acids)
Biological process (GO): homophilic cell-cell adhesion
Cellular component (GO): presynaptic membrane
Source: RefSeq, a predicted model, not a curated record
AUGGAGUCUUUUGCCUUUGGGGUAAGUGGACUCAAGAAACGGGGUGUGCCCGGCAAACCUCAGAUCUCAGGCUUUGAGCAUGCAGUGAAGGAGGGGGAAAAAGUCACCCUGACCUGCACCAGCACUGGCAGCAAACCCCCCGCCAAGUUGCGCUGGUACAAAGGAGACCAGCUGCUGGAAGGUGGUCCGGAGGUGGUGGAGCCUGUUGAAGACAACCCCACAUACAAUGUGAGCAGCGAGCUCACCCUGGAGGUGAGCGCCAGCGAUGACAACACGCUCAUCGCCUGCGCCGUCAACCACCCCUCUCUUGCUCCGGGGGACAAGAGGAGCGAGCAUGCUCUGCGGGUGUUGUAUUCCCCGAACGUGCAGAUACAGCCUGAAAGCGAUCUGCCUAGAGAGGGGGAGAAGUUCUCUCUUCGGUGUUUGGGCAACGGGAACCCCGAGCCCACUAACUACGUAUGGGACAAGAAAGAUGGAGAGCUCCCCUUACUGGCCAAACCCGACGGUGCUGUCCUGAAUUUCCUGACGCUCAACAAAUCAGAUAAUGGCGUCUACGUGUGCCAUGCUGACAACGGCAUUGGAAACAGCCAGGGGGAGUACACACUCUUGGUGCAAGAUCCCAUGAAUCCAGUCACCCCAGACGCCACCUUUCCCUCACUUGGUUCUUCAUUUUUUCCUCCCUCUUCCUCUCUCCCAUCUUCCUCUUCUCCUGACAGCUUCUUCGGCUCUGGCUCUGAUUCCACUUACUCUUACUCCUUUUCGCCUUCUGACCUCAUCAUCUCUUCCUCCUCCUCCUCCUCCUCCUCCCCCCCCUCCCCUUCAUCAGCUCAUGUGUCAACCACCAUGUCUGAAUCCUCCACCACGACCCUCUCCAACGCCCUCUUCCCUGACCUGCCUUUCUCUCCUGACUACUCUUCCCCCCACCCCCCCUUAUCAACUUCUUCAACUCCUCCCUCCACCCACUCUUCAAGCAUUACUCCCGCCACUGCCGCUCCCUCCUACUCAUCCCCUGCCUCCUCCCUUACGCCCCCAGUUUCAGUCCAGCAGAAUGGAGUAAACACGUUCACAGAUGAAGCAGGCAACGUUGCAGACCCCACAGCCAUGUCGACGACUUCGGGGAUGGACCACGCUGUGAUCGGAGGGGUGGUGGCUGUCAUCGUCUUUAUCCUCCUGUGCCUCCUCAUCGUCCUCGGCAGAUACCUCAUCAGACACAAAGGAACGUAUCUGACCCACGAGGCCAAGGGCUCAGAUGACGCCCCGGAUGCCGACACGGCCAUCAUCAACGCAGAGGGAGGUCACUCCGGAGCAGAGGACAAGAAGGAAUACUUUAUCUAGAUAGAGAACAGAGCAGUGGAGGAAAGGAGCGGGAGGAGGCGGAGAAAAAGUUGGAGGACAUGGAUUAGAGGAGAGGGGAAGAGUGAAGGAAAGGAAACCUCGAUUUGUUUUCACGAUGCUUCAGUUCUUCACUCUGUUGGAGGGAUGGUAGGAUGGGAAUGGAGGGAAAGAACUCUGGGCAGGAUAAAGCGCUGAGUUGAGCUUCAACUGGUACUACCCUCUUUGCAUUGAUACAGGGAAGUGAGAUUUUGCACUGACAUACGGAUGAACUAAUGUCACACUCAAACACACACACACACACACGAACAUGCGGCAUACACGUGUCAGUUAAGGGGUAAAUCUGUUGUCACACAGACGCGAAUGCUCAUAGAUGCUCAGAAUAACAAACAGGAGCCUCCUACUAACACGCAUCUGAAUUCCGACGCAUUAACACAUUUUCACACAAGCAUCGCGUCCUAUUUUGAACUGUCAGCGCCGCGAAAAAUCAAAAUUGUAAGUCACAUUCCAACAUGUCGAGCUGAUAUUCCACCUCUCAAACCCGUCUUCUCCAUAUUUAAUCCAAACCAGGUCUGUCUUUUCACUUUUUUUUUUCUCCCUCGUUCUCUACAUCUAACAAGGCAGAAUCCCUCUAUAAGCCUCCUUGCGACAGAGAAAUCCAUCUAAAGAAAAUUAUUACUGACAAACAUAAUCUCCCUCUCUCACAGUUUAAUCUUUUUAUGCCAUCAAACCUCUUCCUACUUCCUCACAAACCCUGGUAUGAGCCAUCAGGUUUUCCACAAUGCACCGCCACAAAACAUGCAACACUCAUGCAAAAACAGCAUUCCCACCUUGUGCUACCAAGCCAAGGGGCUCCAGUAUACAUAUAUAAAUAUAUAUAUAUAUAUAGAAUUAUAUAGCAUUCUUUUUACUUGACAGAAAGCGUUUGGUGUGCUGUAAAUACACUCUCUCUCUGUCCUGUUUCUACCUUCUGUCUCUCCUCCUUCUGUCCCUCUUUCUCCUUACAGCUCCCUCUCUCCUGUAACUCAUACAGUCUGUUACUGCAUUACAGUAACUUAUAUACUCAAAAAAAAAAAAAAAGCCUGCCUGUUUUUAUUACAUGCGUGGAAAUGCAGAGUUCAAAAUAUCAAUAUCUGGGGAAAAAAAUGGAAAAAUAACAACAACGAUGUUGCGAUGAAGACUAACAGUAACUGCAAAUAUUUGUAUAUUCUGAUUUUCUUUGAUCUUUUAUUCUUUUUCUGUUUUUUUUUGGGACUCGUGAGAGGUUUUCUCUCGUCAGUGUCUCGGUGUAUUACUGUCAGUGUUAACAGUUUACAGUGUUUGUCAGUUUGUCAGCCCAGGAGUCCAUAAAUCUAAUUUCCCAUUUGUUUUUUGAUUUUAAUGUUCAGGUUUUCAACACUGCUGAUUUAUUUAAUCUUUGUGUGUGUGUGUGUGUGUAUACCACAUUCAGUGUUGCUAUUUUCUCCCUGCUUUGUUGGCCUUCUGCUCCCAAACGCUAAUCAGCAGCAGAACUUUGGUCAAGAGCUUCGAGAGGUGACAAGUUAGUGAUGGAGUUUAACUCGAGUACUGCUGCCUGGUGUUUGCACUUAUGGACCGCUGUGGCUUUCCUUCCACUCGGCCCCGCUGAACCCACUGCUCACCUUCGCCGUUUUUCUCCCUGCAGCAGACUGCUUGUCUUGGCGAGGCCACCUGGCACUAAAUUCAUUGAGUAGUGACAUCAUGACUUCCUCUAAGAAGCUAGCGCAUUUGCCGCUUUGGGAGGUGAAAAUGCUCGCUUGCUUUUCACUACAGGGUCAAAUAGGACUGCCUACAUGCAUUAUGACAAACUUCCUGGCAAAAACCCUUCUGUUACAGCUUUUAUUUUUUCCUUUUCCUGUAUGUGUGUUAUUGCAAGCAGGAAUCAUUAACCAGUUUAGCAAAAGGUUCCCAUAAAUGCACAGUGUUUUAUUAAGGUUGGAAGUUCGCCUUGGCAUGGGAAGCUCCACUUGGCCCGGUCAUGGAAAUUGAUUGCAAUCUAACUAAGAGGCUCUGGGCUCCAGACUGUACGCAUGCCAAGUUUUGGUUUGGUGGGCAGGGGGCCAAGUCUGGGCGGCACUAACGCUGAAGAAAGUCAUUUAGUAACUUAAAUGUUCUCUUCUUCCCCCCCCUCUGCUCUGCCCGUCCAUUCCUCGCAUUCUUUAAUCAAUCAUCCCGUCUGCGUCCUGAUCCACCUUCACCCCGUGUCUCCUCUUCUCAUCACUCCAUCUCCAAUUGAUGUCCGAGUCUCCUUGCUUGCCUCUCAUCCACGAGUCCAUGUAGACGUACAGUAGAAGUAGCGUCUGUAGCUUUGCCGGCGUGUGCUGAUGGCUCUUUGCAGCACUAUUUGGGAAUGUUUUGGAGAGGCAGCCACUUGCUGUUGUUUUCAGUCUACCUGUAGACAGUUAUGUCUUUGAUAGUUUUUGUACACCUUUAAUGGGAAUGUUCAGGGAAUGUGGUUCACAUUCCUUUCCCCACAUUGUUGUUAACUGCUACCUAGCUGGCUUCUUUGUGAGAAAGUAGCCCAACUAGUAUGUCUAUAAGCUAGCUAUUCUAUAAAGGGUAAAGUGACUUGAAGCAGGGCCAGCUGUUUUUUCUUGAUUUUUUUUCCCUUCUUCUUCUUCUUCUUCUUCUUAGAGCUCUCGGUUGGAAUAUUUAGUGACUAUGUUGAUGGUGUAGUAAACCAGGGUUAAACAGUGCUUGGAUUGUGUUUGGGUGUGCACUGUUUAUCUGAUGUUUGCUCUACAACACUCUUCUGGUAACAUUUCCCUGCUAUCAUGGCUGCAGAUCAGAGGAUUGGCUCUGUCUCACAGAGCUUGUUGUCCACUUUGAAGAUGUUAUCAUUGAUUUGUAUUUAACCCCAGACUAGUUCUGCUCCGUGAAUGGAGAAAGGAAUAUCUGACUCAUACUCACCAAAGUGCAGUGUGUUUUAAAAACUAAUGGACCUGUAUUUGCCUGUAAUUUAUUGUCCUGUCCUUCGUCUUAGUUAGUGUGCUAGCAUGUAGCUUGCAUGAGAAAUGGUUGGAAAGUGUAGAUAGCGUUGGAGAUGAGCAGCGAUGGCAAGUUCGUCUCCUGAGACGAGAGCGGCGGUCGGCCCGGCUGACCUCCCUGCUUUUCUCUGAUCUGCAGACAUGUCCCGGUUAAAUCUGUCUGCACCUCCUCAACACAGUAAAAAAAAAACAGUGAAGCAACUGACAAAGCAGGACUCAUUCUGCCUCUUCCUACCACUGCUGUAUCAAAACCGUGUAGGGGUAUAGUGUUGAAUUGAGAUGUGCACUCAUGUCUAAUUACAUUUCAAUGCAUCAGUGCAGUAAUGAUUGACUGUCACCAGAUGCCAGCAAACAACGGCUUUUCUUCUCCCUCUUCAGUCGGUACGAGCUGUCCUGCCCUUCCACUCGACUCACCACCUCCUCAUUAGGCAGCCGCACACUAGCUGCCGAUCAUCUCUUUUCUUCUUGUAGCCAAUUAAUUUUUAAAUUAUGUUUUGUAAAAGGUGUGCAUAUUCUCAUUGUUUCGUUAUAAUUGAUAAUCAUUUUUUUGUCCCUUUUAUUGAAAUUAGAUGUUCCAAAACUUGAAGGUUAGACAUUUAGUUUUUGCAUAUUUUAUUGUUUCAACAACAAUUUUUAAUUAAUUUCAUGUAUAUAGUGUUGCCUUUUACUGGAUACUCUUACGAGUGCACCCCUAUACCCUACACACUUUGCACAUACACUUUGGGUACAAUACACAUCCACACACAUAUUUGCAUAUACACAGCAGGCUUGAUGUCUGUUACUAUGGUGUAUUUGUGUGUGUGUGUGUGUAUGUGUGUUUGUGUAUGAGUGUGAAGUGUGUAUUUAUUGACCCAGACAAACUCCAGAUUCACUCUCAUGUGUGUUACAUUCACCAAAAUGUUCUUAUUUCAGUAACUAAAACAACGUCUUUGUUCUUAUCGUUAUUAUUUUGAAUGAAAAGUCUUCCUUUUGAAUAAAUAUUCAUAUCACACGGGAGUAGUGCUGUCAUGUAUGUUAAUUUGUACUAUGGCUGAUGAUGUCAUCAAGGUGAGGCCCGACCGCAUGCUGUGGUGGGUUUUGCAUCCGUUGGCUGUUACGUUCAUGAAGUAUUUGUUUUUUAGGGUUUUUUUUGUUUGUUUUUUUUUGUUAAAAUACCAGUUUGGUUGUUGACUUCAAUAAACAUGCAUUUGGGUUAA